AUGUCGUACCUUCUCGAUCUGAUCAGUUCCUAUCGGAACAAUAGGAAAAUUCUGCUUCUCAUCGUCUAUAUCGCUUUAUUCCUUGAUAACAUGCUACUCACGACAGUCGGUAAGUUACAACUGAACAUUCUGAUAUUCUUUCGGUCAUUUCCAGUACCUAUCAUCCCUGAAUAUCUUUUACGUAUGGAACAUCCUAAUGAGACCGAUAUGCUAUUCAACGAGAAUAAUCAAAGACGUGUUAAGCGGCAGGUCUGAUUAGGUAACGAGUCUGAAUGUCAUGCAUGCUUGUGUUCCAGUGGGAGGACGACGACAGUUGGGAUGUCCCUCUAAAACUCGGAAGUGACGCAGACAUUGACUGGGAGGAAAACCCCAUCGGUCCGAUUGGUCGCGCCGAAAACCGGAGAAAAGAGUCUCGUAGAAAAAGUCAGAAGAAUAGAAACCAAGACUACGAUGACCGGUAUUUUGCAUCCCCUUUCUUUUAUUGCGGUUUCAUUGUAACUUGUAGGAAGAAAUACAUGUCGCCAGCAGCCCAGAAGCCUCCGAACAAAAACCGUGAGGAACCACCGCCGAGACCGCGUUUAGAUGAGGCCGAAAGGCACAAGCUACUAGCCUCGGAAAACGUGCAUGUUGGACUGAUGUUUGGCUCAAAGGCUUUAGUUCAGCUCCUGGUUAAUCCAUGGAUAGGACCGCUCACCAACAAGUACGGGAGAUCUUCAAUGUUGUUGAAUAAAAAAUAUUUUCAGAAUUGGAUAUACCCUUCCCAUGUUUGGAGGUUUCGUCAUUAUGUUCUCUUCUACCAUUCUUUUUGCUUUCGGAGACUCAUACUUUUCCCUCUGGCUUGCUAGAGCUCUCCAAGGCGUCGGUUCAGCUUGCACAAGUACUUCCGGUUAGUUAAACGAACUGAAACUGGUCUGAAAACGAAGUUAAAGUUAGCAAAAGAGAUUCGAUCAGGAUGAGAUUCGAACUCACGCGGGGAAACCCCAAUGGAUUAGCAGUCCAUCGCCUUAACCACUCGGCCACCUGAUCACAUUUUAACAUGGGGCGGCGGGCAGUUGUUAUACUCCGUUUUGCGGGCACUCUCUCGCCUAACUGGUCAUCGGGCCGCCGCUCGUCUCGCGCUCGCUUUUGAGGGGAGGCCACACAUUCAUACUUCGACGAGAACAUGAGCAGAAACGGCAUAGCAAGGCAAAAAAUUGUUUUCAGGAAUGGGAAUGUUGGCUCAAGCAUAUCCGGAUGAUUUGGAAAGAGGAAGUGCAAUGGGAAUUGCGUUGGGAGGACUUGCUCUUGGAGUGCUGGUUGGGCCUCCGUACGGAGGACUUCUGUAUCAAUGGAGUGGAAAGGAACUUCCAUUUGUUCUCUUAGCCCUUCUAGCUCUGUUUGACGGAAGUGAGCACAACACAAGGGAAAAUAAGAAUAAUGACAAUUGCAGCCCUUCAAUUCAUGGUUCUUCAACCGAAAGUUGAUCGUGGUGAGCCGGAAGGCUCCACUAUCAAACAACUUGCGAAAGAUCCUUACAUUAUUGUUGCUGCUGGUGAGUGAAAAAGAGACGGCUGUGCCAGCGGCAGUUUUUAUUUGAUAAGGAAUAUUAAAGUGAUUGACACUCUCAGGAGCGAUUACUAUUGGAAACCUGGGAAUUGCCAUGUUGGAACCGUCUCUGCCCCUCUGGAUGAUGGAAUCAUGGGGUGCCAACUCUUUGGAACGCGGUGCCGCCUUCCUUCCUGCUUCCAUUUCCUACCUCAUCGGAACCAACAUUUUCGGACCCCUUGCCCACCGUAUCGGAAGGUUGGACAACUAAAAAGAUUUGCAUUUGCUUAGAUCUUGGCGAUAAUUUUUAGAUGGCUCUCCUCGUUCAUCGGCCUCGUCGUCAUCGGAUUCAGUCUCCUCUCGAUUCCAUCGGCUACUUCUGUAACUGGACUCAUCAUCCCUCACGGUCUUCUCGGAUUUAGUAUCGGUUUGAUAUCAAAGGUUGAGGACUACUUUUACGGCAUUAGAUUUAUCUAGGUAUGAUUGAUGCGUCGAUGUUCCCGCUCAUGGGUUAUCUUGUUGAUAUCCGUCACGUUGGCGUCUACGGAUCCAUCUAUGCGAUUGCCGAUGCCGCCUUUUGCUUUGCAUUCGCCCUUGGACCGUUCUUUUCCGGACCGCUUGUCAAGAGUCUCGGAUUUCCAACGUACGAAGAGAACGGGAUACUGACUCUGAACACUUUUUUUCCAGAAUGAUGUACAUCAUCGCUAUCAUCAGCUUCUUGUACGCUCCACUCAUGUUCCUGCUCAAGAACCCACCAGUUCUAAUAGACCAGACUGCUCAGAGUCAGCCAAUCGAGUUGCGGACAAAUGGCGAAUCGAGAGUGACAAAUGAGAACUACGAGAGAAUCGAAGGCAUGAACAUUGCCGGACAGAUCCAGCAGAACAACAUGUACUCGGCAACCAAUGCCUUCUAA
Molecule: messenger RNA, 2437 nt
Organism: Caenorhabditis sp. 36 PRJEB53466
Lineage: Eukaryota; Metazoa; Nematoda; Chromadorea; Rhabditida; Rhabditidae
Source: the annotation of a GenBank genome assembly